AUGCUUGCCGAUCCUGCAAUGCAGACCUUGUUGUGGUGUGACUGCUGCCAUUCGAAACAGCGGGAGCCGAAGAAACAUACCCUCAGCGCCAUGGAGGAAGGUGCACCAAUAGCACCGGUCGCGGGCAGCAAGCAAGAGAAGGUGCAGUGCUUCGGCCGCAAGAAGACUGCCGUUGCGGUCGCCUUGGUCCGCACUGGCAGCGGUCAGGUGCGCCUGAACGGUUGCCCUUUGCACACCGUGAAACCCGACAUUCUCCGGGUCAAGGUCUACGAGCCUCUCCUACUCCUGGGCAAGGACCGCUGCAGCAAGGUGGACAUCCGCCUGCGAGUAAAAGGAGGAGGUUUCACUGGGCAGAUCUAUGCACUGCGACAGGCCAUCGCAAAGGGCAUCGUGGCAUACUACCAGAAGUACAUCGAUGAGGCAUCCAAGAAGGAGAUCAAGGACAUCCUCAUGGCCUAUGAUCGUUCAUUGAUUGUGGCUGAUCCUCGGCGUUGUGAGCCCAAGAAGUUCGGAGGUCGCUCUGCCCGUGCUCGCUUCCAGAAGUCUUACCGAUGA
Molecule: messenger RNA, 555 nt
Organism: Durusdinium trenchii
Lineage: Eukaryota; Dinophyceae; Suessiales; Symbiodiniaceae
Source: the annotation of a GenBank genome assembly